Messenger RNA from Cynocephalus volans (Philippine flying lemur), 1660 nucleotides. RefSeq names its product RAB28, member RAS oncogene family (gene RAB28). The coding region runs from base 182 to 847 and encodes 221 amino acids. Gene Ontology annotation, molecular function: GTP binding; GTPase activity. Lineage: Eukaryota; Metazoa; Chordata; Mammalia; Dermoptera; Cynocephalidae. The record is from RefSeq and is a predicted model, not a curated record. Gene Ontology annotation, biological process: regulation of exocytosis. The transcript is spliced from 7 exons.
GGGAGCAGGCAAGAUGGCGCCCGGCGAUUGAUUCUCCUCAGAUCCCUCCAACGGCUGCUGAGACACCGGGGUGGGGGGUCCUGCCCCCACUGCCUCCCUUCCUCCUCGCCACCGUCCCCGGAGGCCUUCUCCUUCCCUUCUUCCCUCCACCUCGGGGGGUGGGCCUGGUUCCCGGGACACCAUGUCGGACUCUGAGGAGGAGAGCCAGGACCGGCAACUGAAAAUCGUCCUGCUGGGGGAUGGCACCUCCGGGAAGACCUCCUUAGCUACGUGUUUUGCUCAAGAAACUUUUGGGAAACAGUACAAACAAACUAUAGGACUGGAUUUCUUUUUGAGAAGGAUAACAUUGCCAGGAAACUUGAAUGUUACUCUUCAGGUUUGGGAUAUAGGAGGGCAGACAAUAGGAGGCAAGAUGUUGGAUAAAUAUAUCUAUGGAGCACAGGGAAUCCUCUUGGUAUAUGACAUUACAAAUUAUCAAAGUUUUGAGAAUUUAGAAGAUUGGUAUACUAUGGUGAAGAAAGUGAGCGAGGAGUCAGAAACUGAGCCACUGGUUGCCUUGGUGGGCAAUAAAAUUGAUUUGGAGCAUAUGCGAACAGUAAAACCUGAAAAACACUUACGAUUUUGCCAGGAAAAUGGCUUUAGUAGCCACUUUGUCUCAGCCAAGACAGGAGAUUCUGUCUUCCUGUGUUUUCAGAAAGUUGCUGCUGAAAUCCUUGGAAUCAAAUUAAACAAAGCAGAAAUAGAACAGUCACAGAGGGUGGUGAAGGCAGAUAUUGUAAACUACAACCAGGAACCUAUGUCAAGAACUGUUAACCCUCCUAGAAGCUCUAUGUGUGCAGUUCAGUGAGCACAUUUUUCUUUUGUAUUGAUAGUUCUGGCUGCCCUUCACCCCUGAGUGGGCCCAGGACUUCUAGGAACUUGUUUUAUCAGUGACCAUCUCUGUAGUUCAGUUAACACUUUCCAACUAACUCCCUUCAUUAUUAAGUGUUGCCUCACAGUGCAGGCAGCUCCUUGGACUGGAAAGAAUUCAACUUCAGGACCACACACUUUGAAUUCAAAAUGGAAGGCCCAUUCUCUGGAAUUAGACUGCUUUAUUGAAAAGGAAUGAUGGUUCUCUUUAUGUCCUUGCUUCUUUCUUCUAUGAUGCAAAGUUUUUUAACCAAAUAUGAAAGCUAUGCGAGUCUUGAUCGUCAGCCAGGUUUUUUGCCACAGCAAAGGUUUCAUUCUCUUAUCUGGACUCAUAUAUGUCAAAGUAUACUUUAAAGUGUAAACAUUGAAACAACUCAUAUAUUUUACGUAUAGAUACUUAAGGAGACAUUCUUUUGCUAUCUAUUGUGAGUGAAAAUAUAUAAAGCUGUAUCUAACUGAAAAUGUUUGAAAUAAGGCUGUAAUAGAAAUAUUUUUUCAUUUUUUAGAAAGGGAUAUAAAUUGUUUAUAUUGUAGUUUGCAACUCACAAAGUAGUGAGUAUUCAAUAUUGUAUUUUUAUUACUGUAUCAUGGUCAUUAUGUAAUGUGUAUAUUCAGCUUAGAUGGCUUUAUGAAUUUUGAUAAAUGUUCAGCUGAUGCCCCACGUGGAAUGUCUCUUAUAGACUGCAUAAGAGUACUCCCAGGAUGAGUUAUGACAUACUGUUGGAUCAUUGUGGAUCAGACUGUACCUGAU